CCAUUCUUGCAAGAAGAAGGAAAGCUGCAGACAAGCCGGUUGUGAAAAAGGAAGAAACAGAUGAAUGUGACUCUUCAGUUUCAAAAUCAUCAGUACAAGCAGAAGCCAACCCGCCGAGAGAUAAAUGCGCCACCAUGCCCAGGCUCAAGUCUUCAAUCAAUACUCAAAGAGAUUCAAGCCCAAGCUCCAGCCCCGUCACAUGCCAGUCCCCUACCUCUGCUGCCACUCCAGCAUCCAGACUUAAGACUGGGAAGAAGACCGCUGACGGUGCAGACAAUAGUCCUGAUAUGGAGCGCUUCAAACAGGAAAUCAUUGAAGAAGUGAGAAAAGAAAUCCAAAAAAUGAAGGAAGAGAUUAUAACUGCAAUGAUCCAGGAGAUGCAAAAAGCCAAUCUGGAGGGUGAAGUCUGUUGACAGCCUCAAAGAGCGUAUUGAGGUCACGCCGGUGUUGUGUCAAUCCAAAGCUAGGGCUCAUUUUUUGCUUUUUUUCACUUUCAGUUUUGCCAUUUUUUUCCUUCAAGAAGAAAACUUGAAGGCGACAAUCAAAACGAGUUUUUCUUUUUGGUCAUGAAUGCACGUACACAUGGAACUCGACUAAAUGUGUGCUCUUAAAGUGUUCUCAAUUAUUGUUACUCAUGUGUAUUCAUCACAUGGCGUAAGUGUCAUCUCAUUGUCAAGUUUUCCAUGUAUGGUAACAUCAUCAGGAAGUGCCUACUGACUCUGAGAAUGUUUUACAACAGUGUCAACAUUUUAAUCUAUGUGGGGAGGAACUUUAACUUUGUGCAAAAGGAAAUUCUAUAUUAAAACGAAUACAAUAAAACAUAUUGAGGCCUUAUAAACUAAUAAAAGAAAUGAAAAAAAAGCUAACAAAAAAUCAAGUAUGACAUUUUAAAAAAGCUUGAGACCUUAAAACUCCUAAAGUGUGUUAAGUCUUUCUAUCCAUCUAUUUCCACUUUAGUAGAACAGGUUCAACGAUCUCUUACCAGGUUGUCCAGUGGAGAAAAUGGCGAACGAUAAAAGAUGACGCAUAUAAAGAUACAUUCCCCAACAAAACACAUGGGUUUAAAACGUAUAACCUAAUUUUGAGUCAGACUAGCCCAAACUAUCUCUGAACUUAAACCAGUUCUAGAGACAUGAGGUUUUGGCCCAGGGGAUUCACCUGCUUUCACCUGGGCUCACAAGAUAGUAACUGUUUUUUUUUUUGUUUGUUUUGUUUUUUUUCAAUGUCCCUUAAGGGGCCCCAUACGUUGUAAAA
Oryzias melastigma (Indian medaka) is the source of this 1254-nucleotide messenger RNA. RefSeq names its product vasodilator-stimulated phosphoprotein. Lineage: Eukaryota; Metazoa; Chordata; Actinopteri; Beloniformes; Adrianichthyidae. The record is from RefSeq and is a predicted model, not a curated record.